AUGUCCCGAUCACCCUCCAUGACUUCCUACGGCAAUGACGACUUAAGCUCCCCUGAUCCACUAGCAGCCUCUGUCAAUGACGAAUCCUCCCAUAGUAGUAUAGCAUUUGCACGCCGACAGCCCGCGCCGAAGUGGCCCUCCACCGCCACAACGACGAACACGGGCAGACCUGCGAGAACAAGCUCGUUCAGUUGCGAGGCCGUCCAAUCCUCCCCAUUUCGAACCGUGUCAGAACAAAAUUUGAGUCCCUGGAAGAUUCGGGUGACAGUGGAGGCACAACCAGAGGACGCGGACGUGGAAAGCAAUGCACCACUGAUCAAGGAGAGAGCGCGCAAGACAAAAAUACCACUACAACCCGAAUCCCCUCCUGCUGAACAGUCCAAUAUUUCUGCGCAAGGGAGGAAAUUGCGUUCAAAUUCGACAAAGAACAAGCGAAGCGGAACACCAGUUAGCGAUCGCAGGAAUUCUAGUCGCAGCAGGAGACAGAGCGUGACGGACCUGGACAUAAUACCGCUAGGAGAUGAUUCGGAAGAGGACGACUGGCUGAAACAGAAGAAGUCGCCACGGAAGAGAAGGAAUUCACGGAAGAGCACCUCUAAAGCAAAUACUGCAAGACAAAGCGACUCUCCGUCGAAACCGUCCAAAUCCAACCCCAGGUCUUCAAGCUUUGAAGUGCGACCAGAUACAGACGUCGAGAACAGUGAUGCGUCUAUGGAGCAAGGGGAUAUUAUGGCAGAAUCCCAGUCACCAGAGCUUCGCAAAAUCAAUCUCAACCAAGUGUCGGUACGACCUCGGGCGUUGUCGACAAAGUCUAACGUGGAGAAUGAUUACGAAAAUAAAGACACGGUUGUAAGCGAAAAGAUGAGGACAUCCGUGCAGCAGCAAAUGGAAGUUCGGAAGGUAUCCAUUAACAGCGCGCUGAGCUAUCCAACCCCAUCACCUACUUCCUCCCGCCACGGAGAUUCUGACGACGUACGGGGAGCUCCUGAUGAUAGGACUCUUCCAAAGCAGCAUGAAAAUGAUGGCUUUGACACAAUCCUGGAGAGCGAGGGAUUUACCAUGAUUGAUCUGGAUACUUUGCCAUCAGUGAAACGAUCUUUGAGCAGUCCUGCUGAUGAUGGACCAAACAGCGGCCUUCAUCCUUCGGAUAUAGACGAAUGCAAGACACAACCAUUAAUCGCUGAACCUUCAGGGAGAGCAAAAAGCUACCUGGCAGCUUCGAAUCCCUCCGCAACUCGCGACUCGGUCUCUUAUCCUGUCAUUAGGCCAGAUGAAAGUGAGCUAUCAAGCACUGUCCCAUCAUCCCCGCCAGCGUCGAAGAAGGAUCAAGCUCUUCUAAAAGUCCCCUCAUCAUCAACUGGUGCGGGUCGGAAGGUAACGCCGCUGCCGUAUUCAUCACCAAAACUGCCAUCACCACCAAGACAUAAUGUCCGAAGAACUCCGCAUCACCAACAUCGUGCCUCAGCCGGCGCCGUAUUUGCAGGCAUUGCAUUGCAAGAAGUGGUGUCGCCAGAUCAUCCUACCGAGAGCGCGCCGGUAGUAAAGCAGGAGACUCCUUCAAAUCAUGCCGGGGUGAACGAGAAUGGCGCUCUAUUCGUUGGCUUUGACUGUGGAACUCAACGCGAGCUGAGAGCCGGCCUUCGCUUUGGUGAAGAGCUCGCGAAGAGGUUGGCAUUACAUCCUGUGGAUCGACCGACUUCUUUUAAAGCUAAAAGCCUAGCAUCCGAUAAAGUUUCCGACGUGAAAGUCCCAGUGAUUUCUGGACAGCAGUGCCGUGAGCAGGUAUGGCGAGGAGAGAACUUGGUUCAGCACACUCCAGUCCAUACAGUUAGCAGCACAGAACAAAGCGAUAAAGUAUCAACGGUACAUACACCUCCGAAUCCUGCAGAGAAGCAUCCAGAGCAUUCAAUAAUCGACACGCAAGCAAGACGAGAACGAGAAUGGCAACUAGAGAGGGAGGCGGUCUCCCAGGAGAUCCAAAACGCAAGCGAAAGCCAAGUUAUUGUGAUUGACAGCGAUGAUGAGGAAGAGCAGCCCAUUUCAACUGCAGACAGACCGGAAGUAGCGUAUCCUGACAUCGAGGCUGAAGCGGAUGACGAAACAGAUAUCUGGCUUGUGGAGGCCAAGAAUUCGUCAAGUCCAGAGUCUGUGGCCCAGGCCUGCACCAAUAGCCUCUUUACCCGCCGCGAGCAAAUCAAGCAGCGACAACGGGCGCAGGAAGUUGUCAGCAGAGCUCGGAGAAGCCUGAUACCUAGCCCAUGGAAGAGGGGCGAGGAUGUUCAUGCUCCAGCAGAACAAAGUACGUUCUUAUCCACCGAUGCUGAGGCGAGCAGUUUGAUGUUCUAUAAUGUGCCCGAGAGCAAGAUCCGGUUCGGCGCUGGCGAGAUCAAGAGACAGCAAUUGAGAAACAGGAGGAACAGCGGGAAGUUCGACGUCGAUCUUAUGGCUGGCACACCGAAGAAGGCUGUCGAUAACCGAAUCGAGGAUAGCUCAGAUAUGGUCGCCUCUGAAGAAGACGGCGUAGAAGAAGAUGGCCCGGUUGUGCUGAAUCUGUCCAGUCCUGAAAGCCAGCGCGGAGCAACAACUGCAGAUGACAACCUAGACAUGGAGGACUCGACGAACGACAUCUCUAGAUCGAUCGUAUCUCCCCAUUCUUCUCCUCGGCCUAUUAAGAUCCCUGUCAAUUUCAACGAUUCAUCAAUAUCGAUGUCAACGCCACCUCCACCACUGGACCUACCCCGAGCACAGCGGCGCGAUUGGGGCGAAACGAGAGAUGACUCCCCCGAACGGCCACCCACACCUCGCUCUGCAAUGAAAGGCUCUCGGCAUACCUUCAAUCAGGGACUAGGGUUUGCGGGACCCGAUGCUACAAACGUGAUCAGAAAAGUCGUCUUUAGCCAGAGGUCUAGAGGAGUGGAUGUUGACGGUCAGGAAAGCAGCUUCAGUAUGCGAUCGUCGAAUGACGACUCCUUUGAGGAUUCUGUUGGGUUACAGUUGAAUCGAGAGUUACGGGCGAUCGAAACGGAAGCCAGGCAAAACGAUGAUGGUCAACCAGCGCUUCCCGCGAGAGACAAUGAAAGUCAGCGGACAGCGAGCGCUGAAACUGAGGCCAGAGACGACUUUUCAGCCGCCAAUCCCAGCAGAGGCUGGGUUAAUUGGAUAUGGGGAUCAAAACAAAAUUCAGAUCGCGACUCACAGACCAAAGAGCAAUUCGAUGUGGACCAGCCAGAAGUUCCCAUAAAGCCUACAACGUCCUCACGCGGCCCCGUCAAAAGCAGAGAGCAAUCUCAUGACUCAGGUUGGGAGAAAACCAAAGCCUCAAUCCCUUCGUCGACCGAGAUGUCCAGGACGACCGAAGCAAAGACUCACAGCAUCCCAUCAUACCUCACUCCACCAUCUUACCCAUCUGAUCCUCUGCGGUCGGUCAAGAAACCACUCGCUCUUAACGGUAAUUUCUCAAACACUCACUUCCGCACCCUCCACAUCAUCUACCGGAAAUCGCUCCGUCCCAAAUUCCACCCCCCACCUCGCGCGAUGAUUCGUCCGGAGAUCUGGGCACUCAGAGGAGCAGAGAUGGUGGUUGACGAAAGCGCCAAUGGACUCGUUAAGGGCGAGUUCGCUUGGACGGUGGGGGACGGGGAGUGUGAAGUUCUCGAGCGGUUUAUGCAGGAAUGCGAAUACAGCCACGGGUGGUAUAAGGGACGCAAGGUCAGAGCGGAUGCAGCAGACGAGAUCACGUGGAGUUGGAGUGUGGAACAGUUGGCGGAAUGGCUGUGUCGGAUUGUGGUUGGCGAGGUUGUGAGGGAAGAGGAGAAGAAGGCAAAGGGUCAAUGA
This is a messenger RNA of Cladophialophora bantiana CBS 173.52, 3834 nucleotides long. RefSeq lists its product as uncharacterized. Lineage: Eukaryota; Fungi; Ascomycota; Eurotiomycetes; Chaetothyriales; Herpotrichiellaceae. Bases 1 to 3834 code for a protein of 1277 amino acids. The record is from RefSeq and is a predicted model, not a curated record. The transcript has a single exon.